AAAUGUGAUGAUGAUCAAAUGUUGAUAGAUGGCAGACAAAAUGACAGAUGUUCAAUUAAACCGGAUCACACAUUUACAAACGGACAGACCGUUCCUAUUGUUAUUGAUUCAAGGAAUAUUAUUGAUUAUGCAACGUGGAAAAUUAACGAUACAAUUGUAAAGGAAGACUUUCAAGAAUCAAAAUUUAACACUACUGUACAUCCAUCCCUUGAAGGCAUAUGGGAAUUCAAGUUGCUGAAUCGUAAAGAUAAUAAUGAUAUGAAUGUAGCUAUAGAACACAAACAAGGGCACAACUAUACGAAGAGGAUCUGUUUUACAAACGUCAAAAUAGUGCCGGGUCAACUUCCAGAUCAGAAUUCAAACUUGGUUAUAAUUCUUAUAACUGGGAGCGUUGUUGCCGUAAUAAUCAUAUUUGCUCAAGCGUCGUAUAUUGUAUAUUUGAAGUCUAAAGCUCAAGCUAUAAACAGACAUCAAAAUCUGUCAAAGAAAUCGGAAUCAACAAAUACUAAUGACAGAGCUCGCUACUGCUCGGACCCUGGACAAAAGAUGGUGAAAAUAGUUGCCCUGGUAGACCCAGACAAAGAGAGUGAUACUAUAUAUGAAGCUCCUCAAAUUGAAUUGCCAGUUCGAGAAGAGCGAGGAGCAGUGCAUCCACCACAGCCGCCCGCAGUCAACACAAUACCACGGAAUCCAAGAGUAGAUACAGAGAAACUGGGGCCUCUCACAAUAGCAGCAUUAAACGCUCGACAGGCACAAACUGCGAAUUAUCCAACGCCGAAACCAAUUCAACAUGAAAUGAUUGUUGCCAACCGACCUCCCCUGCCACUACCCCAAGACACAUAUGAAGAAAUGCUGGUUGAAGAAAACACUUAUGAACCGCCUCCUGCUAACAUCUUGCCAAUCCUUAAAUCGUCGGUUCAGCCAAAACUAACUAAGGAUCAACUUGAUACAGCGGUGAAGGCGUUGACGAAUAAACCAGCUGUCACUCCGAAACCACCACGACCGAGGACGAAUUCUGACACAAUGAAGAUUCCGAACGAAUUAGAAAAUGCUUGGAGAAGGAGAAAUGUUGUACAAGUACCAAUAGUUUCAAUACCGGGUCCGAGUUCAAGAAACGCGUCACCACACAGACUUAGGAAACCGCCGCCCGCUGUGAAAUCAAAGCCACCGGUUCCCCAGCCUCUAGAUCAAGGCAUAUACUACAAUCAACGCCAAGACUCAUCGGAUGAAGAAUGGACCUACGAACCACUACAACCUAUGAAGGGAUACAAUAUCGAAAAUAUCUACAAUGUUUAAUAUGGGAACUGUGAAAAUUGAGGCCAAAGAUUUAAUAUAGACAAGUACAAAAAUGACCACAAUUAAUGUAGCCCUUAGACCAUACCAUUAGAUUGACUCUUAGCUAGUAUAAAUUACUUACCACAUGGCUAAAAUAGUAGAUUUGUACAAAAAUGCUGUUGGUCUGAAAAAACUGCAUCAGAUUAGCUUCAGCCGUUUAGGAGCUAUGAGUUAGCUAGGUGCAUGAACUCUUUUUUAAUCCGAAGCGAAGUUUAAAAAUCGAA
Messenger RNA from Trichoplusia ni (cabbage looper), 1559 nucleotides. RefSeq lists its product as uncharacterized. Lineage: Eukaryota; Metazoa; Arthropoda; Insecta; Lepidoptera; Noctuidae. The coding region runs from base 19 to 1296 and encodes 425 amino acids. The record is from RefSeq and is a predicted model, not a curated record. The transcript has 17 exons.